Striga hermonthica is the source of this 1356-nucleotide messenger RNA. NCBI's taxonomy places the organism in Eukaryota, Viridiplantae, Streptophyta, Magnoliopsida, Lamiales, Orobanchaceae. The record is from the annotation of a GenBank genome assembly.
AUGUCGAGUUUCGAUGAGAAAGCCCGAUUCGGAGUGAGCGAUCCCAAGCCCGGGUGGCCUUUGCUUCAGACAGCCGGCUCGAAAGCUCGACCGUCAAAGGAUGCAAGAAAAAUAUCGGUCGUGAAGUGGGUUAUGACGAGUUUGCCUCGUCGUUCUCUGUCCUUACCCGCAUAUCCCGAGUUCGACACGUCAGCGUGUACGAACGAGGGAGUUUUUCGAAGAGAAUAUUCGGAGCUUUUGCUCGACAAGUGUAACUCGAUCGGAUGCAGAGUUUUCGAUUAUAAUGUGAUCAAAUGUUCGACUUCUAAUUUCUCAUCAGCGAAUCUCAUCGGGAAAGGAGGAUGCAACUCCGUAUACAAAGGCGUUCUUCCGGAAGGAAGACCAGUUGCUGUGAAAGUUCUAAAGUCGUCUAAAGAAUCUUUAAAGAAUUUCAUGCUCGAGCUCGAUAUAAUCACGUCGAUAAACCACAAAAGAAUCACGCCAUUGCUCGGAAUCUGCGUGAAAGAUAAUGAGCUCAUAUCUGUCUACGAAUUCUUGUCUAAAGGAAGCCUCGAACAAAAUCUACACGGUGACGGGAAGGAAAGAUCUAUAUUGUCGUGGGAUUCGAGGUUUGGGAUAGCUUUCGGCAUAGCCGAAGCUCUUCAUUACCUACAUAAUGAGUGCUCAAAGCCUAUUAUUCAUAGAGAUGUCAAGUCUUCAAAUAUCCUACUAACUGAAGAACUUGAGCCACAGUUGUGCGAUUUCGGACUAGCAAUGUGGGGGCCCACAUCGCCGUUUCUCUUGAUGGAUAGCGAUUUAGUCGGCACAUUCGGAUAUUUGGCUCCUGAGUACUUCAUGUAUGGAAAAAUAAGCGACAAAAUCGACGUGUACUCGUUUGGCGUGGUUCUGUUGGAGCUGAUUUCAGGGCGAAAAGCCAUUGGUUUGGAGACUACAAAAGCUAAAGAAAGUUUAGUCAUGUGGGCUAAACCAAAACUAGAAAGUGGGGAGUUAAACUUAAAGAGCAUAUUGGAUCCUUGUUUGGGUGGCAAAUAUGAUGAAACUCAAUUGCAGAGAAUGGCACUUGCUGCAAAACUUUGUCUAAAUCCAGCGGCUCGGAUUCGUCCUGGAAUCGAAAAGAUACUAUGUAUCCUAAAGGGGGAGGAAUAUGAGGAUGGAGCAAAAUUAGCCAAUGAUGAUGAUGAUGAUGAUGAUGAUGAUGAAGUAUACCCAGAUUCACAUGCAGAGUCGCAUUUGAGUUUAGCACUUCUUGAUGUAAAUGACAACUCUACAUCAUUCAGCAGCGUUGACCAAAGCAGCCCUCUUUGUGUUGAAGAGUACUUGAAGAAAAGAUGUAGCAGGUCUUCAAGUUUAGAGUAG